Molecule: messenger RNA, 2609 nt
Organism: Puntigrus tetrazona (Sumatra barb)
Lineage: Eukaryota; Metazoa; Chordata; Actinopteri; Cypriniformes; Cyprinidae
Product: pre-mRNA-processing factor 39
Exons: 14
Coding region: 70-2187 (705 amino acids)
Biological process (GO): mRNA 5'-splice site recognition; RNA processing
Cellular component (GO): commitment complex; U2-type prespliceosome; U1 snRNP
Molecular function (GO): protein binding
Source: RefSeq, a predicted model, not a curated record
CUCGACAAUUUACUGCGACGGUGGAGCAAGGGUCGCACAUUAAGUGCGUCAUUUGUUGUGUGGUCGAUAAUGGCGGCGGAAGGCGAAGAGGACCUGGGUAAAAGGGAACACACAAACCCUUCAGUGACAGAGCUUUAUGAGCCUGAGGUUGCAGACCUUCCCAGGUCAGAUGAUCAGGCGUCAGCGGAUGGAGGAGACACUGGCAUCCCGACAGCAUCCUACACAGCAGAAGGAGAAGAGGAGGAAGAGGGAGACAUGCCCGCCGACUUCCAGAGACUUUGGAAACUUACCAGCGAUAAUCCUCAAGAUUUCAACAGCUGGACUGACCUCCUGCAGUAUUGUGAACAAGAGGGGCACAUGAGAGCUUGCCGUCAAGCCCUAAAUGCUUUUCUGCUGAGGUAUCCUCUGUGUUACGGUUACUGGAAAAAGUUUGCGGAUCUUGAGAGACGGGCCGGUCACGUCGAUAAGGCGGAAGAGGUGUGUGAACAAGGUUUAAAGGCAAUACCUCUCAGUGUUGAUCUCUGGAUCCACUACAUCAACCUGCUGCUGGGAACGCUCAACAUGAACCUGCCUGAGUCAACACAGCGCAUCCGCAGUGUGUUUGAGGAGGCCGUUGCAGCCGCUGGAUGGGACUUCCAUUCAGACAGGCUGUGGGAUCUGUACGCUGAGUGGGAGAAAGAGCAGGGCAACCUGAAUUUCAUGACCGGCGUCUACGACCAAGUACUGAGGGUCCCUACUCAGCUCUACAACACACAUUACGAAAAACUGAAAACUCAUCUAACCUCCCACCCACCUCAGGACGUCCUGUCCCCUGAGGAGUACGGUAAGGUGAGGAAUGAGUACAAACAGAGCCAGAUUCAAGCCAAAAAAGAGAGCUCUGAUAUCAGCGCUGAAGAAGAAGAGAGGCCGCCUGGGGAGGAAGAGUCUGCAGACAAUGGAAAGGACUCGGAAGAAGCAGUGCAGAAGAUGCAGGAGCUCCUGAUGAUCAGCAGAGAGGAAUUGUACCAACACAAUGAAACAGAAGUCAGGAAGAGAUGGAACUUUGAAGAUGCUAUUAAAAGGCCUUAUUUCCAUGUGAAGCCUCUGGACAGAGCCCAGCUGAAAGCGUGGCAGAGCUAUCUGGACUGGGAGAUCGCAGAAGCUGAAACAGCAGCACUGAAUGCUGAAGGGGCGGCUGUGGAGGGCCAUGAAGGCUCAGUACAAGAGUGUGUAGCUGGGCACAAGAGGGUACUGAUUCUGUUUGAACGCUGUCUCAUUGCUUGUGCGCUCUAUGAGGAAUUCUGGAAUAAAUAUGUGCUUUACCUGGCACCACACGGGCUGGGGGAGGUGCGUGAAGUGUACCGCAGAGCUUGUGAAAUCCAUCUUCCGUACAAACACAGCAUCCACCUUCACUGGGCAUCGUUUGAGGAAAAACAUGGUAAUAUAACAGAGGCACAGCGCAUUCUAGGAUCGCUUGAGAUGACAGUGCCUGGUUUGGCCGCGGUGCGUCUGAGAAGAGUGGGUCUGGAGCGGAGAACAGGACAUUUGGUUGCAGCGGAGGCACUGCUGAAGGAGACUGUGGAGAAGAGUAAAGACAAUCCACAACUUCAUGCCUUCUUCUCCAUAAAGCUGGCUCGCUUUCUUCACAAGCUGUGCAAGAGUCCUUCCAGGGCCCGCACUGUUCUACAGGAAGCCAUAGAGCUGAGUCCGGAUAACGGUAGGUUGUAUCAGAACCUUCUGGAGCUGGAGAUGUCAGGUGACCUGCGGGCUAACGGAGGUGCUGUUCUACAGUGUGUGGCCAAAGCCCUUGCUGCUCCUCUCUCCCCAAAGACCAAAAUCCUUUUCUCCCAACGUGGCUUACAGUUCGCUGAGGACUUUGGGACCACAGUACAGAGUGUGUUGAGCAUGUAUGAGGAGCACCAGAAGCUGCUGAAGGAACAUGAUGCAAAGAGGCAAGCAGAGAAUGGCGAUAAUGAUGAUCCAGAAAAGAUGAGCAAAAUGGAUGAUUCGUCUGCAUUGACGGUGCAACAGACGGCUCCACCCACAAUGCCUCACGUUCCCAUGACAACACCACCUCCCUCUAUGAUGGGUGGAGACACGAGUGGGUCGUAUGGAAGUUAUGGCAGCUGGUACCAGCAACAGUAUGGAGGUUAUGGCAGCUACCAGAACCCAUGGAACCAGUACAAUCAAUACUACCCUCCCAGCUAAGUCCCUUUAAAGACAGAGGUCUGGAGAGCUACUUUAUGUGAUCCACUCACACAUCCUCAAUCCUUCAAAAGCCACAGCAGUGUGUAACCUGAGCCAGUGUCAGAAAUGAGGGAUAAAAUGUGCAAACCUAUUAUUUAUAAAGCAUAUUACCCUCUCAUUCCCUGAAUUUUUUGUACUAAGUGCCACCUUACAUCCUAAAAUGCAUUUGUAGAUAUAUAUAUAUAUAUACUUGUUCAUGCUUUUUAUGUAAUUUAUCUGUGAAUUGUCAAUUUAUGAACAAAAAUGUAUCUCCUGAAAUGUAUUGUGAACAUUUUUCUGUUGAUAAUUUUGUACGAAGUUAUUUUUAAAAGUUUAGUUUAUUGUCUAAUCACCAUCUUAUAAUUGUAAUAAAAUAUAUACACGAAACAUUUUUUCAAAUUCAA